CGCCAUGUUUUACUUUCGCAACUUUGAAAUUCCGAUAACUGCAAUUUUUUUGAAAAAUUCAGGAUUCCUGCAGGACUAAGGUACGCCCUGUCCCUGAACUUUCAGGGAGUUUAAUUGCCCUGAACCUGAACCUGAAACAAAUUUCAGGUCAGCAUUUUACCCUGAAACUGUCCUGCAGGGACAGGAUCCUGCAGGUUCAGGACAGGAUCCCUGCCCUGCGCCCAGCUCUAAUGACGGUGUAUCUAUGUAAAUCUGUUAUCUAUGAACAUCAUAUUUGGAUAAGUUGUGCACAAUUUUGUAGUCCUGGCGAUAAACUCCAGCUCAAAGUUCGACAUGUUCAAAAAUAACGUUUGGCGCUACGGCGUUGUGGACGUAAUUGACGACAGCAGACGGAUUCGUCACGGCAUGAUCGUCGAUCUGGUGGCAGACGGAGGGGACUUUAUCGUGGAUUUCGACUACCCCGAUCACCAUGCUGAGCGUGUCCCUGUAGCUAACUGUGUAGCGUUGCAAAAGUUAGACCCACUCCCUGUGGGUCAGCCUGUUCGCGUCCUCCUUAAACGUCAACCUGAUCAGCCGUGGUGCUGGUACUCCGCCCAGCUGCUCGCUCUGGUCAAGGACACAUAUUGGGAAAAAGAGCGUACAUCGGCGUUGGUGGGGGUGUACGCUGACGGGGACGAUUUUCGGGAUGUUGUACCCUGUGGAACAAUUUGCGGAGCGGAGCCGUUGUGUCAGCUGACUAAGAAAUUGCCUACAGAUACCAUUACAUACUGUGAUCCAUACCCCAGAAAAAAUGUGUGCUUUCGCCAGCAUCUAGUGAAGAUUCCAAAUGAAUCCGUACUGUUCAAACUGACAGAGAGGAAGGGGUUUCGUCCAGUGUGGAGUUGUUUGACAAAGUCUGUACUUGUCCAUACCAGUUUGCUGGCUGAAACCCUGGUGAUACGCUACAUAUCGACCGAGAAAAAGGCAUUUGAAGAAUCGCAGUGUAGCGAUUUUAUCAUUCGCGUGAAGCGUGUGUUGAACAACCAACCGGAGAGACAAAACUUGAAGGUUGACGCCGGGCAAAAAAAGCAAAAACGACGCAGACUCGGCUGCGAUGAAGUGAUCUUCCCGAGUGUUAAGGAAGACAUUCCCGUAAUAAAAGACGACCGCGUUGUGCCCUGGCACGUUCUUCCUCUUGCCCUUGUGCUAGACUCGCUCUCGUACAUUCCUGUCAAUCAGCAGCUGAAAUGCCGUCAAGUCAGUCGAGACUGGGACACGGUAUUUGCUACGGUCAUUACUGCCGCGCUACAUCUUUAUCUGGAGGUGGACACCUCCCGCAGCCGUUUCACGAGACGGCGGUUAGCCUUCACGUUGGGCAAGUGCGUCACAUCAUCCACCAGAACCCUAAUCAUCACGACAGCCGCCGCGGAUCGUCAGCAGGGACGUUUUGCAUACGCACCGGUGGACUGCAUCGCAGAAGUGGUCGAGGCGAUGCAGAUUAGAAUCCCGUUAAUUAUCCUGUGGCAAGUGGCGGCCGAUUAUCGUGAUCUAAUUCGGUAUUCCCGUCAAGCCGUCGGUAGUGGUUACGUAUCAGCGAGAACCAUCGCCAAAUACCGCGAUCGGCGGUGGGCCUGGCCCGGUGCCUGUGUAAUGUUGCGAUUGCAGGAGCUGCGGAUGUUGGUGUAUUCCCGUUGGCACAGAGAAUCGGCAUUGGCUGGCUUGCAGUCGGUUUCUGUGGCGGAAAAUUACAAUUGGUUGGACGACGAAUUUUCACCCGGCAUUUAUCUCGGAGCUUCUGCCGUGCGUGGGGCUGCUCAGUUCCGUGCGAAUGUGCUGCGGAUACAGAAAAGUAUCAUGCAUACAGCUGCUACCCAGCCCGGCCCUGACAACGUGUGAUAGUGUUGAUGUGUCUUCCUGUUUUUUUAUUACUGCAUUAUUAUUUUUGCGUUCCUCGGUUACAUUCGGUUACAUUCUUCACCGUGUACAACUCCUGUUGAUUGUACAGUUUCUGCGUUUAAGAAAAUAGGGGAAAAUGGUUUGCGUUUGCGGAUUUGCCUGUCAAGACCGUCACCAUGUCCCACAAUCAAGACUGCCCGAAACGGCGAUACGUAGCGGAAAGACGAUGUACCGCAUAUGCUUCCACUUAAACCACUUGAAUGAUUGAUAUCUGUGCAGUUAUCUCCUUCUCCAGAUCGUCGGGAAUAAGCACCUUGCAGCCGUAUAUUUGUUACAAGCGAGGGGUCAUAAACAUCGUGCCGCACCAGCGCAAUCUUUAGUACUACUCUAUUAUGGGAGGCAUGUAUAUUGGAGGCAUUGCAGUAGCUCGUAAUCCUUGUCCAGUGUGUACUAAAAUAAACGGGUACUGUACUUUAUCACUGCAUGUCGGUAAACAAAAUUGCGAAGUACUUAUCUUAUACAAACAGAAAGACAACGAGCUAUGCAGCCACGUACAUCUAUAAACAAGGGCGGUCGAAUAACAGAAAAAACUUCGUCUGAAUUCGCCGCCGGUGCUCCUGCGUUUCCUCGCUGGAUUUCGAUGCUGAUCUGUUGACGCAAAAAUUCGGUUUCUCGUGCUUUGCCAAUCGCCAGUUACCUGCUGAAUCAUCUACCCUGAUUGCUGACACGGUCACUCAAAUGAAGAUAGCCAAGUACAGCAUUUCCCUCAGUUCGCGUGAGAAGGGUACGAGGCCGUCUAUACCAGUAUAGCUCGAGCCGGUGGACAGUUGUUUUCAAUCAGUGAUGAUCGACGGAGCAGAGGUCAUGUCUAGAUUCCAAGCGCUUGCCGGAAUUGUUGCACAACCGAAACAAAACUUGAUAGCCAGUCCGCAGUGGCAUUUAACGCAGCAUAAAGCGGCAUGGAUGUCCCGUGGUCUGAACUGGCGGAAUGCUGGCCGGGAUCUGCAAUGUCAAAGCAACAUGAUCCUGAGCGCUUAUUUGGCCGAGCAUCCUGGCGGAUGGUCUUGUAAUCCUCGAAGUCACGACUCACUUGAAGUUGCUGAUACCGAGCGGAAAACUUCAUAACAAUCUCCAUUACAGGCUGUAUAAUACACAAGAGCGGAACUAACGAUAAAUAUAAUUGCUCAGAUACAUACUGUACAUUAUUUAUUUUGUAAUUUGUGACAAUUACGUAUACCGGUAAUUAUAUACUCGCGAGACAAAGUUGAUGUAUAUAUGUUCUGAUUCAUAACAUGCAAACAGCUAAAUAGUACUCCAGUAUAUGGCGGCAGGGGAAACGCAUAAU
This is a messenger RNA of Paramacrobiotus metropolitanus, 3220 nucleotides long. RefSeq lists its product as uncharacterized. The coding region runs from base 334 to 1875 and encodes 513 amino acids. The transcript is spliced from 6 exons. NCBI's taxonomy places the organism in Eukaryota, Metazoa, Tardigrada, Eutardigrada, Parachela, Macrobiotidae. The record is from RefSeq and is a predicted model, not a curated record.